AUGGCGGCCAAGAAUCUCUCUCUACAUUCCCUCUUCUCUCUCCUCAUCCUCCUCUCUCUCCACCCUCCAACGUCAUCCCAACUCCACCGCAACUACUCCUCCACCUCCCUCCUCCGCCAGCAAAUCUCCCACUACUCCACCGUCCCCGGCGGCGGCGAGUGGAUGCUUCUCCAGCAAUCAAUCGGCGUAUCCGCAAUGCAUAUGCAGCUUCUCUACGACAACAAAGUCAUCAUCUUCGACCGCACCGAUUUCGGCCUCUCCAACCUCACCCUCCCGCCGGGGGAGUGCCGCGGAAACGACGAGGCCGUCCCCGUCGACUGCUCCGCGCAUUCUCUCCUCUACGACGUCACCACCAACACCUUCCGCCCGCUCAUCGUCCAGACCGACGUCUGGUGCUCCUCCGGCGCCCUCAACGCUGACGGAACCCUAAUCCAAACCGGCGGAUACCACGCCGGCGAUCACAAAAUCCGCCUCUUCAUGCCCUGCACCUACGGCCAGUGCGAUUGGAUCGAGCUGAAGCAGAAUUUGACCGUCCAGCGAUGGUACGCCUCCGAUCAAAUCUUACCGGACGGCCGCAUCAUCAUCCUCGGCGGGAGAAGAGCUUUCAGCUACGAAUUCUUCCCCAAAAAUGAAUUCACCGCCACCGUUAGGUUUCCGUUCCUCAAAGAAACCACCGAUCCCAAGGAAGAGAAUAAUCUUUACCCCUUCCUCCACCUCUUGCCCGACGGAAACCUCUUCGUCUUCGCUAACCGCCGCUCCGUUUUGUUAGAUUACAACAAUAACAGAAUCGUCAGACAAUUCCCGCCGAUUCCCGCCGAGAAGAGGUCGUAUCCGGCUACCGGAUCCUCCGCGAUGCUGCCGCUGAAGCUGACGGGGGGGAACGAUUCUGUGGCGGUGGAUGUGAUGGUUUGCGGCGGCGCGUGGGGUGGAUCGUAUUUGAAGGCAAUGAGAGGUAUAUUCAAUUUGGCGGCAAAAUCAUGCGGGAGGAUCCGGGUCACGGAUCCGGACCCGAAGUGGGAGAUGGAGGACAUGCCGAUGGGUCGGGUCAUGGCCGACAUGCUGCUUCUCCCAAGCGGAGAUGUGAUCAUUCUAAACGGAGCGGCCCGGGGCUCAGCCGGGUGGGAGUGCGCGUCUGACCCGGUGUUGAAUCCGGUGAUGUACCGACCCGACGAGCCAGACCCGACCCGGAGAUUCACGGUGCUCAACCCGACGACGAUCCCGAGGCUGUACCACUCAGCAGCCACGUUGCUGCCAGAUGGCAGCGUGUUAGUGGGCGGGAGCAACCCGCACGUGAGGUACAACUUCACAGGCGUGGAGUACCCCACGGAGCUGAGCCUGGAGGCGUUCGCGCCGCCGUAUCUCGGCGCGGCGUACUCGCACCUCCGCCCUUCGAUCCUGUCGAUAGAGGGGCCCGCAGACGGGGUCGUAUCGUACGGUCAGCAAUUCGCCAUCAGCUUCGGGCUGGGGCUGUUUCAGGAUGUGGCGAGGUGCAUCGUGACAAUGGUGGCCCCCUCCUUCACCACGCACUCGUUCGCGAUGAAUCAGAGGCUGCUCGUGUUGUACAUUGAGAACGUGCAACAGCUCUCUUCCUUCGAUUAUAAGGUCACCGUGCGCGCGCCGCCAAAUGCCAAUGUUGCCCCGCCGGGUUAUUAUAUGCUGUUUGUGGUGCACCAGGGCGUACCAUGUCAUAGCGUUUGGCUCAGAAUUAGCUGAGCCGGUGCUAAAUGAGUAAAAUGUAAAAGUAGGAGGACUGAUGUGGAAAUAUUUUGUUUCUGCCGAUUUUUGGAAGAUGAUGAUAAGAAAAUUCAUGUUGUA
Messenger RNA from Salvia hispanica, 1815 nucleotides. NCBI's taxonomy places the organism in Eukaryota, Viridiplantae, Streptophyta, Magnoliopsida, Lamiales, Lamiaceae. The record is from RefSeq and is a predicted model, not a curated record.